Messenger RNA from Racocetra fulgida, 558 nucleotides. NCBI's taxonomy places the organism in Eukaryota, Fungi, Glomeromycota, Glomeromycetes, Diversisporales, Gigasporaceae. The record is from the annotation of a GenBank genome assembly.
AUGGAAAUUAUUAAAGAUGAAUUGUAUGUUUAUGCAAGAGAUAUUAAUUAUACUGGUACAAAUUUAAUGACUAAGAUGCAACUGCCUGGAUCAAGCAAUUCAGAAUCAUUAACAUCAUCUAAGUUAACUUAUUCUAAGCUUUUAGCCGCACAUCAUAAUAUUACUGAAAAAGGCUUUGAAGCUUCAAAUUUAACGAAUCUGAUCAAUACGUCAACAUCUAAUGUUGGACCAUCAAAAUAUAUUGAGAUAAAAAAGGUGAAUGAACUUGCUAAAGAUUUACUUGGAAUUGAUGAUUUGGAACUUGCAAAUAUUACUUAUGUUAGAAAUAGAAUGCCAGUAAAUCAAAAUAUGUCUGAAGAUCAUUAUAAGGACUUGGAUAGAUCUGACAAAGAAAAAAACCCUAAUGAGUUAGCAACAGAGGAUAAUGAAAAUGAAAAAGAUGAUAAUUUUAAGUUUGCAAAAAGAGUUCGUGGUCAUGGAAGGGGAAGCAAAAAUAGAGGGCAUAGUACAUGUAAAGUAAGAAAGACAUGUAAUACUAAACUUGAACACAUGUCAUAA